Nicrophorus vespilloides is the source of this 2629-nucleotide messenger RNA. Its product is annotated as membrane-associated guanylate kinase, WW and PDZ domain-containing protein 1. Gene Ontology annotation, cellular component: cytoplasm. The transcript is spliced from 5 exons. NCBI's taxonomy places the organism in Eukaryota, Metazoa, Arthropoda, Insecta, Coleoptera, Silphidae. Gene Ontology annotation, biological process: signal transduction. Gene Ontology annotation, molecular function: protein binding. Bases 281 to 2611 code for a protein of 776 amino acids. The record is from RefSeq and is a predicted model, not a curated record.
GCGAGUUGCUGCAAUCACAGACGUGCAUCAAUUGCAAACGCGAGGAAGACAAUAAACUAGUACACGAAUGAAUACAGAAACGAGAAGAAACCAUAAUACCGAAGACAUGUUAUAGAUAGACAUUAUACAGUUACCGGCGAGACCUCACGAAUUAUUCUAUAUCAUAUAUAGCUUGCAAAAUUAGGCAGGUUCCUCUGGUGGUUCGCGAGGUGCUGAAUUCCGUUUUCCGUUAGGAGGACGUGUCGGAGCCGCACAUUGAUGAAGGCCAGCCUUUUGAAAAAUGAGUCACAAGAGUGACAAAUCCUCACUUUCUCAACCGUUGCGAGUGGAAACAGAAGAAAAUGUUCAUCCUGAAGGGAACAAUUACUUUGAUGAGGAUACUCCACACAGUAAUGACAAUGAAGACACAGAAUCUUUGGGCCCACUGCCCCCCAAAUGGGAGAAAGCUUACACUGAAAGUGGUGAAGUUUACUUUAUCGAUCAUGCCAGUGGCACAUCACAUUGGUUAGACCCCAGAUUAUCAAAGUUCCAGAAGAAAUCAUUGGAAGACUGUAUGGAUGAUGAACUUCCAUACGGUUGGGAGAAGAUUAGUGAUCCCAAUUAUGGUACAUACUUCAUUGAUCAUGUAAAUAGGAGAACUCAGUAUGAGAACCCUGUCAUUGAAGCAAAAAGGGCUGCAUCCCAGGCCUCAGCUCGUGUUAGCCGUGCUUCUUUCACUAAAGACCCUUCAGAGCUUUGUGGGCAGCGCUUUCGUACCUCCCUAGUUAAAUCCUCUCGAGGUUUAGGUUUCACAAUUGUUGGUGGGGAUGAUGGCAUAGAUGAGUUCUUGCAAAUUAAAUCUGUUGUGCCUAAAGGUCCAGCAUGGCUUGAUGGCAAAUUGCAGACAGGUGAUGUAAUUGUUUUUGUUAAUGACACCUGUGUGUUGGGCUACACUCACAACCAAAUUGUGCGAUUGUUUCAAUCGAUAAGCGUAGGGUCCACAGUAACGUUAGAAUUGUGCAGAGGUUAUCCUUUGCCCUUUGAUCCAAAUGACCCCAAUACUGAGGUGGUAACAACCAUUGCAGUUGAUUUACGAUUGCAAACUGUUCCAAAUGAGAAAAGACUUGCUAAUCUAGAUACAAAUUACAACUUUCUUGAUGGUGAUGACAUUUCUAGAGAUGAAGGUAGUGCAAUUGACAAUAACGACGAUAUAGAAGAUAUUCUUAAGGGCAUAAAUCUGAGCGUCACCAAGGUUGAAGUUAGUGUCAAAAUUGUCAAGGGAAAUCUGGGGUUCGGAUUUACAAUAGCGGAUAGCGCGUGCGGGCAAAGGGUUAAGAAAAUCCUGGAUAGACAAAGGUGUAAGAAUUUAAUGGAAGGUGAUAUUCUACUGGAGAUUAAUGAAAUACCACUCCAAAAUAUGUCACAUGACGAUGUUGUUCAGGUGUUAAAGAAUUGCCCUUACAACAAUGAAGCAACAAUCUGCGUUCAGAGGGGUUGCAACAGUAAACCAUUGAUAGCUAGAAACAAACCAAGAAAGCUGGACAAUAGAUUUAACUCUAAGGAUAUGGCGAAUGCGUUUCGCAGCAAAACGCCCACUGCUGACAUAUACAGCACCCAGCCGAGAGAAGUAUUACCAAGCAGACCAAAAACUCCAAUAGUAGACACUCGAAAUAUUUCGAAAGCGCCUAUAAAAGACAUGAACUCAAAUAGCCAUGAGAUGUUGCGAGGCGAUUUCAACAAUGACUCCACGGAACGUUCGCACCUCCGAUUGUCUUUGAUAGAUUCCCAAGACGUAGACGAUGAGAUAGAGAUCAAUGAUAUUGUCCAGAACAAAACCCCGCUCGAGUAUACCCAAAAUGACGGUAAAUACGGCCUAUACAUGCACAUACCACACAGGUACGACUGCAUGUGCUUCAAUUGCCAGAAUCAAAGACCAAACGUCAACGAAAGUAACAGCACCUACGAGAACAGAAAGACCAAUAUGCAGGAAUGGUGGCAAUCACAACAAAACAACGAUUAUCUAGAAAUGAAUAUUACUUUGCAUAGACAGGAAACUGGCUUUGGUUUUAGAAUUGUCGGUGGCAUAGAGGAUAGGUCUCAGGUGGCUGUUGGACAUAUAGUCGCUGGAGGCGCUGCGGAUUUGGAUGGAAGGAUCCGUUCUGGUGAUGAAAUCGUCAGCGUGGACAACUUUUCUGUGCUGAAAGCUUCGCAUCGUCAGGUGGUGCAUUUCAUGAAUCAGGCAGCUACACGCGGACAAGUUAAUUUGGUUUUAAGACGUCGCAAUUACCCUCCGAUGAUUCUGCCCUUCUCUCAAAGUUAUCCAAUAGACCACAUGCCACCUCAACCUCCUAUCGCCAGUCCCAAUAGUCAAACCUACGACGUUAUUGUCCAUCGUACGGAGAACGAAGGAUUUGGGUUCGUCAUAAUUUCAUCUGUCAACAAGAUUGGUUCGACUAUAGGACGACUGAUAGAGGAUAGUCCAGCCGAGAAGUGUGGACGAUUGCGGGUUGGUGACUACAUCGUGGCAGUUAAUCAUAUCGACAUAAUGCACCUGAGUCACGGCGAUAUCGUUAAUCUGAUAAAAGACUCCGGCCUCUCGGUAACACUGACCAUUGCCCCAAAUUCCGAAUAAGUAUUUGAUUUCAUCGUU